Messenger RNA from Bufo gargarizans (Asiatic toad), 1938 nucleotides. RefSeq names its product tyrosine 3-monooxygenase/tryptophan 5-monooxygenase activation protein zeta (gene YWHAZ). Gene Ontology annotation, cellular component: cytoplasm. The record is from RefSeq and is a predicted model, not a curated record. The transcript is spliced from 6 exons. The coding region runs from base 170 to 910 and encodes 246 amino acids. Gene Ontology annotation, biological process: signal transduction. NCBI's taxonomy places the organism in Eukaryota, Metazoa, Chordata, Amphibia, Anura, Bufonidae.
GGCCCCUGCUCAGCGAUUGGAGGAAACCCCGUGGAUCGGUUAGAGCUUUGAGCGCUCGGAAGAGACUGGACUCUCCCAGCGGCAGUGCCUGAGAGACGCGCAUUCGCCCAGCCCGGGGACCCGACAACCGCCCGCUGCAGCUCCCCUCUCUGACACAGAAACUUUAGCCAUGGAUAAAUCCGAGCUGGUACAGAAGGCCAAAUUGUCUGAGCAGGCAGAGAGGUACGAUGACAUGGCCGCCUGCAUGAAGCGAGUGACGGAAGAAGGAACUGAACUGUCCAACGAGGAGAGGAAUCUUCUAUCAGUCGCCUACAAAAAUGUAGUGGGUGCACGCCGGUCGUCCUGGAGGGUCAUCUCCAGUAUUGAGCAGAAGACAGAAGGGAGCGAAAAAAAGCAGCAGAUGGCUCGAGAGUACCGGGAGAAGAUCGAGACAGAGCUGAGAGAUAUCUGUAAUGAUGUUCUGUGUCUUCUGGAAAAGCACUUGGUUCCCAAGGCAUCACAAGCAGAAAGCAAAGUUUUCUACUUGAAAAUGAAGGGAGACUAUUACCGUUACCUGGCUGAAGUAGCUAGCGGAGAAGACAAGAAAACCAUCGUGGAGCAGUCCCAGCAGGCGUAUCAAGAUGCCUUUGACAUCAGCAAAUUGGAGAUGCAGCCAACGCAUCCCAUCCGGCUCGGACUGGCUCUCAACUUCUCAGUGUUCUUCUACGAGAUCCUAAACUCCCCAGAAAGAGCCUGUUCUCUGGCGAAAACGGCUUUUGAUGAAGCUAUUGCUGAGCUCGAUACUCUGAGUGAAGAAUCAUACAAAGAUAGCACAUUAAUAAUGCAAUUACUCCGAGACAACUUGACAUUGUGGACAUCAGACACUCAAGGAGAUGAAGCUGAGCAAGGAGAAUGCGGCGGAGAGAAUUAAUCAGCCUUCCUUUCCUGUCUGCCUCAUUCUAAAAAAAAAAAAAAAAAUGACACAAUAGACCAUUGUCAUCCUUACUGUCCCACAAAUAGGUUUAUUAUUUUUUAUUUUUUUUGUUUACAAUUAUUAAAGGUUUAUGUUACUUCUAUUUGGAUUUCUAUAUUUCCCAUGUGGUUUUGUGUUUAAUAGGGAGUAGGGCCAGUUAACAUUUGGGGGCUUAUCAUAUAUAUUUUUCCCUUUUCCCCACUUCCUAAGGUAACCAACAUGGGGAAUACAAAAUUUUUUAUACAUAUUUUAAAUGUGUUGGCAGAGUACUUCAGGUACAUUGCGGGUUACCCCAGGGCCCCCCCCCCCUUCUAAUUCCCCAUAUUCAAGCAUCAUGAACUGCUUGCAUAUUGGUCUGUGUAACGACGAGUAAGGGACGUUUGGUUUGCGCUGUAGGCGGAGACUCUAAAUUUCCUUAGCACAUUGCUAGAGGGCAGUGCUGUAGUCCGCAAUCAGAUCCCCCGCUCCCCCCUCUCUGUGCCUAAACAUACUUCCUUAGUGAAUGGUCCCUUGCAAUAGCCAGUCAAAAUCCUGAGCAAAAAUUAAAAAAGAAAAGAAAAAAAAAACGGUUCACAUUCCAUUCUCCUUACGGUCGGCUAGCGUUUGCUUUUUGUUUUGUCGCUAUUCUCCAUUUUAUUUGUAUUUAAAUUGUUUCGACAACCUAAGAACAAAAAAAGAGAGAGAAGCACUUGAUGCAUUAAAGAUGUACAUGCUUGGUAUUCCAUAAUUUCACUAUAUAUCAAGCACAGCAGAAAAGAAACAAAACAUAUAUUUAACUUUUAGUUUUAUUUUUGUUUUUGAUACUUGCCUAACAUGCAUGUGGCUGUAAAAAAUUACAAUACAAAAUAGUUACCAGGGGAAUAACUUGAGAUGAUGGCUAGCUUUGUUUAAUGUCUUAUGAAAAUUUUCAUGAACAAUCCAAGCAUAAUUGUUAAAGAACAUGUGUAAUAAGUUGAUGUAAGUGGAAUAAAAGUUUUAUGAAUGGA